This is a messenger RNA of Cladocopium goreaui, 1119 nucleotides long. The record is from the annotation of a GenBank genome assembly. Lineage: Eukaryota; Dinophyceae; Suessiales; Symbiodiniaceae.
AUGACGUAUGGAGCCAUUGCGCAGAUGCCCGUGCUUUGGGCUGAUGAUGCUUGGAUGACACUUGCUGUCAUUCGGACUCGCGAAAUGCAGAGCAUCGCAAAUGGCUAUCCACAGUCGCUUGUUCACUAUUUACGGUGGCUCAGGCAAGAAACCCAGCAUGGCUUCACGCUUGUUCUGAAUGAUGAACCAACCCUUUGCACCAUUGCCAAAGUGUCUCUGGUAGCUGACGCAGAUGGCUUGCGUUUGCUCACCGGUUGCAAAGGAAGUUCUGCUCUGAAGCCAUGCUUCUUAUGUCAAAAUGUUUUAAACGGACAUGACAAAGUGCAGAACCACGUGCACAUCAGUUGCUGUGAUGUGCAUGCUUGCCACUUGCAAACGCAAGACAAUCUUAUCCAGAUCCAACGUCACCUCGAAACCUUGCUGUCUCGCAAGGAAAGAGAAGAAGCGGAAAAGCUAUUGGGAUGGCACCUGCAUGCCUUGUCGGCGUCUAUUUUAGUGCAAGAAGACCUCCGAAACUGGAUUCCAUUAUCAUCCUUGAGGUACGACCCCAUGCACUGCUUCCUGGCAAAUGGCAUAGUGCCUCAAGAAUUGGGGCUCUGGUAUAAUGCUCUUUUGGACAAGACCUCCUGCGACAUCGAUACAGUACGCAGAUACGUUCUGCAAUGCUGGACAGCCUCCAAAGAGUCGACCUUGGACAUCAACAAAAUUUUCACACAGGAAAGAUGGCAGAAAGAAAGAGACUUCCGCGGAGACGCAUCUGAAGCUCUGUCAGUGCUACCCUUGAUGGUUGCAUUUUCCUGGGAAGUCAUAUUGCCUGAUUUUCCAGCUAUGCUGCCCCACUGCGAAUGUUUGACGGCGCUGUUAGCGCUGAUAUGCUGCUGGACUGAUGCCAAACGCGGUGGAAACCUUCAAGUGAAAAGCAUCGAGAUGAAACGGUUGCAAAAAGUUCACCUGGACAAAUUUGUUCUUUUCUUCCGGUCCUGCGUGGACCAACUGCUCAGUGCCAUGCCCUGCAGACAUGGUUUGGCCAAGACGCUUAUGUUGCAACCUCUGUCGAAUGCAAGGGUAUCACGUUUGCUUGUGGUCAACACAAGAUUCUUUCGGCCCAACAAGCAAUAG